GUUUUUUCUUUUGAAAAUAAAUUCACAAAAAAAACAACAUAUCAAUAUAUGAAUAGUACAAUUACAUCAAAUUUCAUUAAGUUAUAAAAAAUAAUACUCUCUCCGUUCCAAAAUAGAUGAUGUUUUGGAGAGUUUUUGAUGUUUCAAAAUAGAUGAUGUUUUGAUAUUUUAUAUUAAUAUUAGUUUUAUCGAAAACUAUGUGGCUAAUGAUAUUUUAUUCUUAUUUUUAAGGAUUAGCUGAAUUAAUUUGAUUUAUAUUUUUAAUGUUACUUUUUAGGAAUGAGUGUAUACCUUAAUUCUUGUGCAUACAUCCAAAACAUCAAGUAUUUUGGAAUAGAGGGAGUAUAAUAUUAUGUAUAAAUAAAAAAAAUAUUAUCAAACAUCUAUAUUAUAAAAUAAUAUAUUCUAUUCUAUAUGUAUGAUUUUUUUUUUAUCAAACCAGUGAUUUAUGAUUUUAUGUUAAACAAAAAUUAAAUCAAGCACCCGCGCGGGAGCGCGAGUCAAGUUCUAGUCUAAUCUAUUAAAACAAGAGUACAGUUUGUACUUAACACUAAGUUUUUCUCUAUAAUUACAAUAUAAUGCCACUGAUCAAAAUACAGUAGUUUAACUUUUACCUUAAUUAUUUACUUUCCUAUACCAAAAAAUCGCUAUACCACUCCUACGGAAGAGAAUCUAAAUAACCUAUACCAACAAAUUUGCUAUACCAUUCUGAUCGGUAGAGAAUCUAAUCUAUUAAAACAAGAAUACAAUUUGUACUUAACCCUAAGUUUUCCUCAAUAAUUAUAAUAUAAUGCCACUAAUAAAAACACAGUACAUUGAAAUAUCAAUAAAUUAAUAAUGUCGGAACUACACCAAAACUAUAAUUUUUUUAUUAAUUUAUCGAUAUACUAACUGAACUAAAAAACUCAAUUUAAAGCUAUAAAAUUAUAUUAUUUUAUAUAGUUUUUUAGUGUAUAUUAAUUUGUAGAUUAUUAAUUUAAAGAGGUUAUACUGUAGUUUAACUUUUACCUUAAUUAUUUACUUUCCUAUACCAAAAAACCGCUAUACCACUCCUACGGUAGAUAAUCUAAUUAACCUAUACUAACAAAUUUGCUAUACCAUUCCGAUCGGUGGAGAAUCCAAUUAAUUAAUGUCAAACCAGCACUUACCUUAUAUUUUUCAAAACCCUCAAAACCCAUACUCCUGUAUAUGACCAGUCGUAAAUAUAUAUUAAAUAGCUGAAUUAUUGAUUAUGAUUUAUAAACUAGCUAACCCAUUACAAACCAAACAAUUGAUUUAUAAAUUGCUGAUUUUUUUUUAAAUACUUGGCGAUGUUACUACUUCCGCACAAUCACCAUUAAUAUCCAAAAAUCGUAACUAAAUAUUCGUUUAUUCGAAAACAAAAUAACAUCCCAAAUUUUUUUCUAUUUCUACGUAAUCGAUAUAUAUUAUUAAGUGGAGGUUAUUGGUUGGUGUAUUUUGAUGGAUUUGAAAAUCCAAACUAAAUCUAGUGUUAUUGGUUCUAUGAUUUUAAAACAUGUAUUGAAAUCAUGUGUUAUUCGUUUAAUGAUUCAUAAAUUAUAAUUCAAAUCAAGUGUUAUUCGUUUAAUGAUUCAUAAAUUCUAAUUCAAAUCAAGCGUUAUUCAAUCAUAAGGAUUUACUAAUAGAUUUGAUUUCAUAAUGUAUUUGAAUGGAUUUGCAUAGAUUUCUUUGUGAAAAAUACAAAGGCCCAAAUCCGAAGGAAAACCUUCGGAUUUGUAAAUACUAAUCCGAGAAAAUUUGAAAAUUUGUAUAUUUUACUUGGAUUUAUAAAUAUUAUAUGGAUUUCUAAAUCAAUAAAAAUAUAUAAACCAGUAACAAGUAACACAAUCAUCAUAUUCUUUUAUUAAAACUUGCAAAACACAUAUUCCUUAUCUAUAAAAAGAAUAUUUUGUUUUUAUAUUGUAUAAUUAAAAAGAAUAUAUAUAUAUAUAUAUAUAUAUAUAUAUAUAUAUAUAUUAGUUUAAAACAUAUAUUUGGUUUGAUCCGCACGUUAAAAUCACAACUACCAAAAUAUUGUGAGAUCCCCUUUUAGACCUACCCUUCCAGUGCCAACUAUAUAUAUCUCAUCUUCACAUCGACUAGGAAUAUCAACGCAAACAGAAAAUGUAAACAUGUCUAAGCAAACAACUUUUAUUCCUCUAACGAAACUAAGACCUUACAAAAAAAAUCAGUGAGUUCAAAUAAAGUGUUUACAUUCAUGGAAGCCAAAAGAAACCAAAGGAAACCAAAUAAAAAUGAAUUAAAAUGAAUUAAAAUAAUCCUGCUAAAGAAACCAAAGCAGAGUUUUUACCACACAUUUACCGAUCAAAGGUUUGCAAGAAGUUUUUUCUAUUUUUUAAACUGAAGUCGGGCUCUGUCUAUCCAAUUGAAGGAUUUUGGUAUUUCGUACCUUAUCUGGUCUCUGAAAAAUCAAAACAAAGAAUGUAGAUUAGAAGAACCAAAUCGUAAACUAAACCUUGAACCUUUAUGCCAAACGCUGAAAUUAACAAUAGAUCUAUCUUCUGCAGUUGUUAGACUAAAGACAUUAACUUAUUUCUCUCGAUUGUUUAGAAAGAAACUGCAAGGCAUCCAUCGGCUGCAGAGAAAGAGAUAACAGUAGAUAACUUCCUAUGGAAUUAGAUAAGUCGGUAGAUGGGAAAAGAAUUUCUGUUUUAUUUCCCGAAAAAAUAUGGACUUUGAUCAUUGAUUAAAGUCCAUUACACUUUUAUUUCAGAAUUUUAUGGCCUAAUUUACUAACAUAAAUUAGGUUUGCUAAAUAAUAUUUUAAAAAAUCUGGGUUUUUAACAUUAAAUCUCUUCUUAUGAUUUUUUUUUUAGAAACUUGGUUUCAUUAUUAUUUUUGUUUGUCUACGUAAUGUUUUAUUUAAAAAAUGUAAAAAAAAGUCAAUUUUAAAACAAAAUUUUUAUAAUAUGAUUUAAUAAAACCCAAAAGUAUAAUCAUACCUCAAAUAAUUUACUGUUGACUUUACAAAACAUAAAAACACACAAUAAAAUAUUUGACUAAAAAAACACAAUAAAAGUUAACACAAUCUCAUAGUUUAUAAUUGAAAAUUAAUCACAUUAAACAAAGACACACUAAUGUCAAACCUGAAUAACAUAUUAAUCUAUAACAUAAACAGUGACAAAAAAAAUAAUAAGUAUAAACAAUUAUAUUUAUUUCAUUUUCAAAAGUUAAAAACAUAUAAUUCUGAAGAACAAAUACUCGCGCGGGCGCGUACUUACACCGUGAGAUUGUGAGAUGUAUGGGUCAAAGUUGAGGCCCAAGCCAAUCAACUAAAUCUGUAUAUAGAGGCCCACUUUAGAGAAAAACAAAACGACGCCGGUUCGUUGAGUAACUAGAGAGACAAGAAAGCAGUUAGUUCCGUUAUGCGAUGGGAAAACAUGUUGCAACUCCGAGCAAAGACAUCGUUCAAGUUCAACAACACUACUCUCGCUUCACUCUUCAUUCUUCCCACCAAACAAUUUGGAUUCAGUUACAGUCUUUUGUCUUCAUCAUGCAACCCAAAGAACAUGGUUUUGGACUCCAAAGCUUACACGAAACUCGUUCAAAAAUCCGCGAGCUCAGGCUCCCCUCUUCUGGGCAAGCUCGCACACGCCCACAUGAUCAAAUCCUCCUUCGAACCCUGCCUGUUCUUACUCAACAAUCUCCUCUCCAUGUACUGCAAGUGCCGAGAUUUGAACCUCGCACGCAAGGUGUUCGACGUAAUGCCUGAACGAAACAUCAUCUCUUUCAACUCUUUGAUCUCCGGGUACAGCCAAGUUGGGUUUCACGACCACUCCAUGAAGCUGUUCCUAGAAGCUAGAGAAUUCAAUUUGAAGCUCGAUAAGUUCACUUACGCUGGCGCGUUAGCGUUCUGUGGAGAAAGGUCUGAUCUUGGGCUAGGGAAGUUGCUGCACGGUUUGGUAAUUGUGAACGGUUUGGCUGAUCAAGUCUUUGUUGUUAAUGUUUUGAUUAACAUGUAUUUUAAGUGUGGGGAGGUUGAUCAAGCGAUGUCCUUGUUUGAUCGAACCGAUGAAAAGGAUAAGGAGACAUGGAACUCUUUGAUCUCCGGGUAUGUUCGUGUUGGUUUAGCGGGAGAGACGCUUAGUAUGUUGGCUAAGAUGCAUAGAGAGGGUCUGAAGCUGACGACUUACGCUCUUGGGAGUGUGUUGAAGGCUUGCUGUAUAGACCUGAAGGAAGAAAACGGUAUGGUUAUACACUGUUAUGUAGCGAAGGUAGGAAUGGAAUGUGAUAUAGUCGUUGGUACUGCGUUGCUUGACAUGUACGCAAAGCAUGGGAGUUUGAAAGAGGCGGUAAAGCUUUUUGGUUUGAUGCCUGUUAAGAAUGUGGUUAUGUAUAACGCUAUGAUCUCUGGGUUUCUCCAUAAGGAUGAUAUAACUUGCGGUGAAGCCUUAAAGCUCUUCAUGGAUAUGCAAAGACAGGGGCUGAAGCCAUCGCCGACGACGUUUUCAGCUGUGCUUAAAGCUUGUAGCGUCGCAAAAGCCAUGGAAUAUGGAAAGCAGAUCCACGCUUUGGUAUGUAAGAAUAACUUUCAGUCUGAUGAGUUUAUUGGCAGUGCUUUAAUUGAGCUUUAUGCUUUAAUGGGUUCACCUGAAGACGGGAUGCGGUGCUUUGCUUCAACGUCAAAGCGAGAUAUCGCCUCGUGGACGUCCAUGAUCGAUUGCCAUGUCCAAAACGAGGAGCUUGUGAGUGCGUUUGAUCUGUUCCGACAGCUUUGUUGUACCCGUUUAAGACCGGAAGAGUAUACAGUCUCGCUUAUGAUGAGUGCCUGUGCUGAUUUCGCUGCGUUAAGCUCAGGGGAGCAGGUUCAAGGGUUUGCUAUAAAGAGUGGAAUCGAUGCUUUCACCAGCGUCAAGACCUCGAGCAUCUCUAUGUACGCAAAGUCAGGUAAUAUGCCUCUCGCGAGUCAAAUCUUCACCGAGGUGGAACAUCCAGACGUUGCAACGUACUCAGCUAUGAUCUCGUGCCUUGCGCAGCACGGUUUCGCUAGCGACGCUCUAAGCCUCUUCGAAACGAUGAAAACAUGCGGGUUCAGACCGAACCAGCAGGCGUUUCUCGCUGUUCUGAUAGCCUGUUGCCACGGAGGAUUAGUCACGGAAGGACUAAACCACUUCCAAGCCAUGUGGGACGAGCACAGGAUCAGCCCUAACGAGAAACACUUCACUUGCCUCGUGGAUCUCUUAGGUCGAACAGGAAGGUUAUCAGAGGCCGAGAGUUUGAUUCUGAGCUCGGGGUUUCAAGACCAUCCGGCGAUGUGGAAAGCGCUGCUUAGCUCUUGCAGGGUUUACAAGAACAGCGUGUUGGGAAGACGCGUUGCGGAGAGGUUGAUGGAGCUCGAGCCUGAAGCGUCCGGCUCGUAUGUUUUGCUGCACAACAUCUACAACGAGUCUGGAGUUAACUCUUGUGGUGAAGAGGUGAGAGAGCUGAUGAGGGAUCGAGGGGUCAAGAAAGAACCGGCUUUGAGCUGUAUUGUGAUUGGUAAACAAGCUCAUUGGUUUGCGGUCGCUGACUCUUGUCACCCGUCGAGAGAGAUGAUCUACGGGAUGCUGCAACAGCAGUUGGAUACUAUGAACAGUGUAGACCAUGAGACUCUUGUUUGUUAUGUUACAUGAAAAGAAAAAUUAAUUCCAAGUAUUCUCUUACAGCUCAUGUACAAUUACAAGUUAAUGAUGUUUCAUAGGUAGAAAUAAAGACUUGACACAGAAGAAACAACUCAGAACAUGAUCUUCCAAGAAAGCUCCUGUAUAAGUAAGUAUAAACUAUAUGGUCACGUUUAUUAAGCAUUGAGUUGCUAUAGACAUUUCUUUUUUUUUUCCAACAAAGUGCAUAUCUGUUUCAAACCAAGUAUGAACUGAUAAAUUAUGGAGGACGAAAAGGAGAAGCCUAAAUUGUAAUCGUGUAUCUGCUUCAAGCUUCUUGUCAAGAUAAGACCGCAUUGUGAAGUCCUGACCAUAUUAUUAAUCACCAAACCAACCAUCUAAAAG
Molecule: messenger RNA, 6005 nt
Organism: Brassica rapa (field mustard)
Lineage: Eukaryota; Viridiplantae; Streptophyta; Magnoliopsida; Brassicales; Brassicaceae
Product: pentatricopeptide repeat-containing protein At3g13880
Biological process (GO): RNA modification
Molecular function (GO): RNA binding; protein binding
Source: RefSeq, a predicted model, not a curated record